AUGAAGAACGAGCCAGACUGUCACUUCUAUCUCGGCCGAUAUCUACCAAUCAUAGAUGAAUUGGUAGAGCCCAGUUCAUUCUGUGAGCAAAUUGCCAGACUACAUAGAAACUCUGUCUCUCCGAACAACAAAUUUGGCUUCCACACAGUGACUUUCAAUGGUGAUCUCCCACAGAAAAUUGACUAUUCUGAUAAUUGGGAAGCUUUUUUCGCAGAUGGGUUUCGCCAUAUGUUAGAGAUCAACACAGAACGUGCCGGACCGAGUGAGGAGCUAGAAGCUCUGCUCCCUGCCUUUUUCGAGAAGGUCAUUCCUCGAUUGCUUAGACCUUUAGAGGGAAGAAUCAAGCCAAGUCUAGUUCACGGAGAUAUGUGGUAUGGAAAUGCCGGCGUCAAUACCCUCGAAGACGAAGCUGUAAUAUUUGACCCUGGAUGCUUCUAUGCCCAUAACGAAUAUGAGCUGGGCAACUGGCGACCAGAGCGUAAUAAGUUCUCGAAAACAUAUUUCAAUGCGUAUCAUGCCUAUAUCCCGAAGACUUCGCCCGAAGAGGACUAUGAAGAUCGAAUUGUUCUGUACUCGCUGCGCUUUAAUCUGCAUGCUGCAAGUCUCUUCCCUACAAUUUUAGGAUUUCGAGAGUCGUGA
This is a messenger RNA of Botrytis sinoallii, 639 nucleotides long. RefSeq lists its product as uncharacterized. NCBI's taxonomy places the organism in Eukaryota, Fungi, Ascomycota, Leotiomycetes, Helotiales, Sclerotiniaceae. Bases 1 to 639 code for a protein of 212 amino acids. The record is from RefSeq and is a predicted model, not a curated record. The transcript has 3 exons.